Molecule: messenger RNA, 1173 nt
Organism: Gastrolobium bilobum
Lineage: Eukaryota; Viridiplantae; Streptophyta; Magnoliopsida; Fabales; Fabaceae
Exons: 7
Coding region: 57-755 (232 amino acids)
Biological process (GO): DNA-templated transcription initiation
Cellular component (GO): RNA polymerase I complex
Source: RefSeq, a predicted model, not a curated record
CUAUAUACGAAACCUGGAGCAUCAUCAUCAUCAUCUCUCUCUCUCUACAAUCGCGAAUGGAAGGGUUGAAGGUCUCAAAUGCUAAUUUAGUUGUAUACGUUCAUCCUUCUAAAAGCAAACAAGUUUCCCAAGCCGUUCUCCGUGAACUGAGCUCUUUGCUUUUCAAGUUCAGCGAAGCCUUCGACGGCGUCGUCUUGGCUUACGAUGUGAACUCAUUGGACAAGUGCGCAAAGAUACUUCCCGGUGUUCAUCCUUAUUUCGGUGUUAAACUAAAGGUUAAUUUGUUACUUUUUUCUCCCAAGCCAGAUAUGCUUUUAGAAGGGAAAGUAGUUAAACUUACACAAGAGUCCAUUCAUGUUGUGGUGCUUGGUUUUUCUUCUGCGAUUAUAUCUGAGAAAGACAUUAGGAAAGAGUUUGUGUACAAAAAUAAACAUGACCAAGAUGUUUAUGCCAGCAACUCUCACAAGCGACAUUUGAUAAAGGUUGGAACCAUGAUCCGGUUUUUGGUCAAGAGUUUUGAUGAGGAAAUACUUCAUGUGUAUGGAUCCUUGAUUCCAGAUCACACGGGCAGCAUUUAUUGGUUGGAUAAGAACUUGGAAGUUGUUUCCCAUACUGACAGGAGUGCAAAGAAGAGAGAAAGUGAGGGAGAACAAAAAAUGCUGGAGAAAGAUGCUGCAGAUGGGAAUCCGUCAACCUUGGUCACUGUCCAAAAAAUAAAAAAUUCAAAGAAGCAAAAAAUCAGAGAGGAAUCUUGAAUGUAGCAUCAGAAUAUUAUUUUGUAAUGCAAUUUAUAUUCACAGGACUUCCGACAGGGAAAACAAAUUGGCAUGUCUUCAUUGAUGGGGGGAUGCAUUUGCCUUUGGAUUUCUGGAAGGAUUCUCAAAGUUGCCAGGGACAUAGGUGCACUAGUUGUUUCAUUAGGUCACACUUCUUUCAGAAUGUGUAAGAUGGUAACUUGAGGAACCUUGCUUGUUGUAUGUUUACUCUGUGAUAUGAGAAGCAAUGGGGCCUUUUGUUCUUUUUCUUUUUUGAUACAAAGUCUUGGUGCAUUUUUAGUUUAGAAAUUGAGGGGUUGCUGUAUUUUCCUGUUAUUAACAGCUUGAAUUCUUUAGUGAGAAAUAUCCAUGUAUAUUACUGAGGCCCUUAUUUAUAAAGGAUAGCAAGAAUGGUGAA